This is a messenger RNA of Capronia epimyces CBS 606.96, 1854 nucleotides long. RefSeq lists its product as uncharacterized. Lineage: Eukaryota; Fungi; Ascomycota; Eurotiomycetes; Chaetothyriales; Herpotrichiellaceae. The transcript is spliced from 6 exons. The record is from RefSeq and is a predicted model, not a curated record. The coding region runs from base 1 to 1854 and encodes 617 amino acids. Gene Ontology annotation, molecular function: heme binding; oxidoreductase activity, acting on paired donors, with incorporation or reduction of molecular oxygen; monooxygenase activity.
AUGGCUUUCGACAUUUUACUUCCCCGACCGCUUCUGCUGGUCUUGUCCGCUGCGGUGCAAGGUGUCGCUCUGGUCUCAGCGCCUCGGCUAUCAUCAUCACCAUCACCAUUCAUUGCGAGGCUCAGCGCGAGUCUGACUGCGGCGUUCGUGUCCAUGGUGAUACUGGAUCUGCUGCUGUGGGUGAUCUACGUGGUGGCCAUCUACCCGCAUUUCUUCAGUCCGCUUCGACACCUCCCAUGUCCCAAGGGCGCACACCCGAUCCUCGGCCACGCCAAGAUACAGUUCCAACCCCCGCGAGGCGAAGCCUAUCUCCGCUUCAUCAAGGACCCAGCCAUGUCCAACCACGGGCUCAUCCGGCUGAAAGGUAUCUUCAACCAGGACACGGUGCUGCUGACCAACGCCAAGGCCCUGGCCGAGGUGCUGGUCACCCGACCGUACGAGUUCCCUAAGCCGGACAGACACCGCGAUAUCCUGCGUCGCACUAUCGGCGACGGACUGGUGGUGGCCGAGGGCGCGCAGCACCGCCGCCAGCGGAAGCACAGCUUGCCGAGUUUCGCCUUCCGACAGAUCAAAGGCUUGUAUCCUCUGUUCUGGGAGAAGGCGGUCAAGAUGACGAAAUGUAUCGAUGCGGAGGUGUUUGGGAAGGGACGUCAACAUCAACCACAUCCUAACAACGACAAUGACAAGGACAACCCCAUCACCGCCGUGACAGAUAUCGGGUAUUGGGCACCCAAAGCCACACUGGACAUCAUCGGCCUGGCCGGGCUCGGGCGCGACUUCAACACGCUAGAGAACUCGGACGACAAGAUCGUGGGCUUGUACGAAGCCCUGACCAGCACUUCUUCAGACAUGCAGAUCCUGCUGGCGCUGCAGAUCGUCGGGGGUCGACGUCUGGCCAAUCUGCUCUGCCCUUCGGCCGCCAGACGGAUGGACAAGACGGCGGCAGAGCUGCGUGACUUGUCGGAGCAGUUGGUGCGCGACAAGAGGGCAGAGGCUCAAGCCCGACGCAAGGCCUCGGACGGUGACGGUGAUGGUGACCGUGACGGCGACUCGCCCUCACACUCGGAAUCGAUCGACACGCUGGCCAGCCUGAUGAAAGCCGACGUCUUCUCCGACCAAGAGCUAGUGGAUCAAUUGUUGACCAUCAUUGCAGCCGGCCACGAAACCACCUCCUCGGCCUUCACGUGGACCAUCUACCUGCUCUGUCUGCACCCGGACAUCCAGACACGACUGCGCGAAGAAAUCCACGCUGCGCUGCCUCUGCCUAGGGACGGCGACGGCGACGGCAAUGGCAACGCCAACGCCAACGGCGACGCUACCCUCAACGCCAACUCUCUACCCCUCCUCAACGGCGUGUGCAGCGAGACGCUGCGAGUAUUUCCCACGGUACCAGUGACCGCGCGGACGAACAAACAGGCCACGACGCUGCUCGACCAGCCGCUGGCAGCCGGCACGCGUAUCCUGGUGGCGCCAUGGGCCAUCAACAAAGACCCUGCAGUGUGGGGGGACGACGCCGACGAUCACAACCACGACCACGACCACGACCACGACCACGACCAAGACCAUGACCGGCCUAAGCCCAAGCUCGACCGACCCAAACCAAAACCAAAACCAAAAUUCAACCCCACCGCCGCAUCGUCCAACUACGCCUUCCUGACCUUCCUACACGGCCCACGCAGCUGUAUCGGCCAGAACUUUGCGCGCGCCGAGCUGCGCGCCCUGGUAGCUGCCUUUGUCGGCGCCUACGAAUGCGUCUUGGCGGACCCGGAUGCCGACGUCGUGCCGGCUGGUAUGGCGACUACGAAACCGAAGGGAGGGUUGAAUGUUAGGUUGACUAAGGUUAGGGGGUGGUGA